AAUAACCAAUACGAGCGUGUUAAUGAAUUAAUUCCAUAUGACAAACUAUGCAAAGGAUUUCUGGUUAAAUGGUAUACGAAUAAUUGUGAACCUGGUAUUACAAGAGCUCGUGAACCAUCAUUCUUAUUAAUUAUAAA
Molecule: messenger RNA, 137 nt
Organism: Racocetra persica
Lineage: Eukaryota; Fungi; Glomeromycota; Glomeromycetes; Diversisporales; Gigasporaceae
Source: the annotation of a GenBank genome assembly